AUGUGCCCAUGUAUACUGUUUGACAAGUUGAAAAAUGCAUUUGGAAAGAAAAAAAAGAAGAAAGAAACAGAACAGUCGAGCAAGUCCAGCAAUUCGGGACCUGUCACUGAGAGUCCUGUCGAAAGCAAAAAGAACAGUAAACGGAGCAAGCGGAGUAAAAAGAGCAAAAUGAGCAAGAGUAGAAGAGAACAACCAUCCAGUCAGAACAGCGAGGAUAGCAAGGUCAAGGAGGUGAUAGAAACAAAAGAGACGGUAGUGAGACCCAACGUUAAUUUCAACCUAUGUGAUCUUUCAGUUGCUAGGACAAGUUUUCAACACGAAACCGGACCCCAAAGACUUUGCCCUCCGUGUGAUUCAAGCAGACCGGCCUGAUCUUGUGACUCCCGAAUUAAAAUUGACACCAGACGAGCUCAAAGCUCUUGAGCUUAGCCUGUUGAAGAACGGAGAAAUGCGUGGCGGUAUUAGUCUUGAGCUGGGAAACGUGGUCGACUGUGACGAGUAAUGAAUUGAUGAGACUGACAAGAUUACCGUGUAAAAUUGCAGUGAGCACAAUGAAGUUGGACAAGGAGAUCAUUUAGAAAUGGUGGUACUGUGGGCUCACGGGCGGUUCGGAGCCAUCUACUUAAUUACAAGACACACCAAAGAUAAAGAAGGGUUAGUGACGAACUUCUGGCAAAGUAGGUUUUUUUUUUCUAGAGAUCCUCUGGAAACCGGACUGCCAAUGAUUUUGAAAGCGAGUCGCCGUAUGUAUGCCUCUGCUCGGAUCGAAAACGAAAUUGCGACUCUUCGCUAUCUGCAGGAUAAGAGCAGACCAGGAAAACUGAAGGACGUGCCAAUGCCGACCAAGAUUACUCCGAUGCCCGUGUUCGGAACAGCCGGCGGAGCUCCUUAUUUUCUUAUGCCAGUGAUGGAUGCCAACCUGGAAAAGAUCCGCCAGGAAAUCAAGUGCAAAGUUCCGUGGUCUGACGCCUUCUACAUUGGUCAAGAGGCUAUGAUUGGAAUCAAGCAGUGCCACGAACACUUGCUUGUUCAUCGGGACAUCAAACCAACCAACUUGCUGCUGAGUAUCGAAUUCAACAGAGAUUGGUGGCUCUGUGACUUCGGAGAUGCGUGCCCAAUCGGAGAGAAAAAAAUGUUGUCUCCUCCUGAUGCGCUCACCCUUCCGUUCCUUUCUAGGACUGCUCACAAAGCUAUAUCGGAGCCAGUGACUGCUGAUGUAAUUAUGGAUAUUGAGAGCUGGUUUUAUAUGCUUUUGGAUAUGUGAGUCACUUUUCUUGAAAACAUUCCCAUUUUUGUUCCAGGUUUAUAGGAUUGCCGUGGAAAAAGUUGACAGAAGAGUCGGAGACUUUAGCAUCCAAGAUCGCGUUCUGGUCUUCUAUUGAUGAUUUUUUCAAGAAUAACUCCGCUAAACUUCCUCCACAACUCUUCAAAAUUACUCAAGUCAUUGGCAACGGUUUCAAAAAUAAGCCGUACAGUCAGUUGACUGCCGCUCUCAGGGAAGGAUUCACCCAAUACAAUGAGAAGCCACCAUGGAAACCCGUUUGGAUUGAAAAACGACCCACUAACAAAGUCUCGGCUACGGCUCAAGCCACCGCUUCGACUCAGCAUUCAUCCUCGAGUGCUGCACCGCCGCCAAAGAAGCGGAAAGAGAAAAACAAUCCGCAGAAGAGCUCACAGAAGCAGCAGGAGUCGAUUUCGAAAAAUCAAAGGUUAAAGUCAGAGAACACUAAAUCAUCGAAUAGUCGAAACGAGCAGAAGAGCAAGGUCGAACAAAAAAGUUCGCCCAAAAGUAGCAGAUAGAUGAAACCUUCUAGAUUUUGGUUUUUGAAUAAAAAAUGAAUUCAGUAUUACCGGUUCACUUACUUUGUAACCCAAACAAAACGGUACCAACUGGAUCGGAGGAGAGUCGUCGGCACACGCAAGUGCAAACGCGUCAAUCUCGCCCAUGCAGAGCCGAUCUCUCAUAAGUUCGUUUCGCGGAUUGCAGAACCAGUUCAACCGCUUAG
This is a messenger RNA of Caenorhabditis sp. 36 PRJEB53466, 2006 nucleotides long. The record is from the annotation of a GenBank genome assembly. Lineage: Eukaryota; Metazoa; Nematoda; Chromadorea; Rhabditida; Rhabditidae.